AUGAAUGCUGAUUUUCCUCAUUUUCUGUUCUUCAGAAUCCAAGUGAAUGAUCUAAUUGUGGAGGUUGAUGGCAUCAGUCUAGUUGGUGUGACCCAGAGCUUUGCAGCUUCAGUCCUUCGAAACACGAAAGGCACUGUCAGGUUUUUGAUUGGACGGGAGAAACCUGGAGAAACCAGUGAAGUAGCUCAGCUGAUUCGUCAAACCCUAGAACAGGAGCGAUGGCAGAGGGAAAUGAUGGAACAACAUUACGGGCAAUACGUUGAUGAUGAUGAGGAGACAGGAGAAUAUGCGACCGAUGAAGAGGAGGAAGAGAUGAGCCCUAUGUUCGUUAACAAUGACAUGGCAAUUGAAGUUUUUGAUCUAGCCGAGAAUGAAGAUAUGCUUUCACCGGUGGAAAUGGAUCCUGAAAAGCUGGUGCAUAAAUUUAAGGAGCUUCAAAUAAAGCACGCUGUAACUGAAGCAGAGAUUCAGCAGCUGAAAAGAAAGCUUCAUUCAACAGAACAGGAAAAAAUGCGUUGGCGAAUGGAAAAGGCCCAGUUGGAGCAGAGUGUUGAGGAAAACAAGGAACGUAUGGAGAAGCUAGAGAGUUACUGGAUGGAGGCCCAAACUCUUUGUCAAGCUGUGGAUGAACAUUUGAAAGAGACACAGGCUCAGUACCAGGCCUUAGAGAGAAAGUACAGCAAAGCAAAACGCUUGAUCAAGGAAUACCAGCAGAAGGAAAUAGAAUUUCUGAAAAAGGAAACAGCUCAAAGGAGAACUUUAGAAGAAACUGAAAACUCACAUAAAGAAGAGAUUGAGAAACUUAAGAGCAAGGUUACGGAACUGGAGACAAGUCUAGAGUCAAUGAAAAAUUCCAAUGCAAUUUAGACGUGAAGAUCUCUUUCCAUCACCUUUACUUAAAAUAAAACCUUCAUGUCAGAGCAACAGGCCUUGGAAAAUUGACAUUUUCCUGUUUGUUUUCCUCUGGAAGGUUUGUAUGAGUUGCAUUCAGUGCAAAGGAUUGUGUUUAUGGGAAGUUUUGCAUUGUUGUCUUACAUAAAACAAUUUGCCAAGUCACUUUCAAACAGAUGGCCAAAUCAGAGCUGCUCAGUGAAGUGGUAAAGGGCAGCAAUGAACUGGUCUGCACUAAGAUUGGACUUGCUCCUCCAGCCACAGAACUAGGACUGUCCCAUUCAGUUUAUUUAGUUUAUACAAAAACAAUCAAAAGGUUCUAACAAACGAAUGUUCAUUGAGGGCAUCAUCAAUACAAAGGUAAAUUGCAAUGUUGCUGUUCGUUCUAAGUCUUUGGUGAACUAUUACUUUAAGAAUAAAAAGAGGUGUCACUUGUCCUUAUGUCAUGAGUGAGAAUGCACAAGUUUUUUAAUGUCUGAACUCAAAGGCAGGUUCAAUCAAUGGUGUAUUUUUUUUCUUGUUAUGUGUGAUUUACUUUUGCAAAUUAAUGUAAGCCAUACUUAUUUUAUCUAUUUGUUUUGUUCUGUUCUGUAUUGGAAAGCAUUAUAUUACUAAUGAUAUUGUCACCUCAGUGGAUGGUUCAUUUUAUAUCUGCAUAGUGUGACGGUACCAGUAUCAGUCGUAACAAACUUUGUUAUUAGACAUAUAAUUUUAAAAUAAGAUAAACCAAAUUUCAUUACUUUGUUACUGAACAAGUGAGUAUGAAUUGGAAUUAAAACUUGUAUAUUAAACUGGGAAUGUAAGGUUGAAUAGUGGUUGCUGUAAUGGACUAAUGAAGUAGAUGGUUGCUCAGUUAAAGAUAUUGAAAAUAUUUCAUUUGUGGUAUUUGGCUGUUUUUUUUAAACUGUAUCUGCUUCCUUAUUCCAUGCUUCUCUUGGAUCUACCAAGCCUUAUCAUUCAUCCCUAUUGUUAUUCAUUGUGCCAUAUUUGGUAGAUCUUUUCAAUAUUGACAUUACAUAUGUACAGAAAUGAAGAUGAGUGUUUGUGUAGAUGUAUAGCUGAAAUCCAUGUAAUUUGUAGUAUAAGAUGUAAGAAUACGAAAGAACAGUGCUGCACUGUUUUAAAAAAAAAAGUAUGUUACAUGGCAAGAUUGGUUUCUAGAGCUGUGUAUUACAGAAGCGAAGGAGUCUGACAUUGUAAUUGAAUGAUUUCUCCAUAGGGUGAAGGAUGGUAGUGCAAGGAAUAUAUAGACAUAUAUGAAUCCAUUUUAGCAUUUAUUUUUUAGAACCCUUAAUUUGCUCUACCCACCUGUCAUCACAGAUGUAUCCCUUGGCAAAAGCCAAUUUCUGACUUUUCCUGUAAAUUCUCAAUGGCUGUGUCCAUUUGUUUACCAAUUCCAAAUGAGGUGGGACUGAAACAGAUGGCUUGAGUCAUGUGAACAGAGAGCGCAUGUCUCUUCAGAGAAUCUAAUAAGACUUAAAUGUGUGAAAGCGUAUGCAGUCCUGUUUCCUGCUUGUUACCAUGCCAACAAGUAUAAAAAUAUAUGUACACACGAUAGUUAAUUUCACACUGGAAUAUGUACAAAUGGUAUGGUAUGGAGGUAAUUAUUGCAGUUUGUAUGGAACAUUGUUCCAUUUGUACAGCUGCUAUCCUUAUCCAAAAUGUUUAAUAAAUGAGUACCAUUCUAUCCAUUACCAGCAUGUCCUGUCCCAGUCUCAGUACCAGCUACUGGGAGAGGCUGGAUAUUCAGCUUGGCCAAGCCUCCAAAUAUGUAGGCUGUCCAUUCUGCAUCUGACAUCCAGAUACUAUUUAUAUAUUGUUGGCAUCACAACCAGAUGAGUUACCCAACAAGUACUGUGCAUUGUUCAGUCUCAUAUUAAUUAUUGACAAUAAAACUGAUGAGUUCCUCCAGAAGAACCCUCGGAGAUCAAUCUCUUUGGACUCAUCUGCAUGCCACACUUGUUCUUUUUGUAGCAUGAGGCGGCAUCACUGAAUGCAGCAACACUAGGAAGUAGUGUGUGGGCAACAAAAAAUGUUUUACAAGAUGGAAAGCAGUUGAACAAACGUCUAAGCUAAAGUGUUUUAGAUGACUUAGACUGUGCAGAAAUUGAUCCAAUUAAUUAAGUUUUGAGAAAUUAGUAUUUAACUAGAUAAAGGUUACAUGAGACUAGCUUAAAGUGUAGAGAUUGACAUUUGGUGAUAAGCCUCUGCUCCAUUUACUAUUGGACAUAAAAGCAAAAGCACUGUAACAUUGUGGGGGUACCUGGUGAAACCUAGUGCAGGGGGCCUAUGAGAAGGGUGCCUUGAGUCAGCACACAAGUAGUGCAUGAGUUUCAUUGGACCUCAGAAUGGGGUAUCCGUUAACAAAGUCACCAUUUUGAAAAAAAAUCUCUGAAGACCUUUCUAGCUGCCUGUCAGACCCACCCUGUGUCACCUCUUGUAGCCAGCAGUUUGGUCACCUCUGUGCCCUAAACCCUCUUCAUUACAACAUGAUUGUCCAUGCAAGGUGGUCCUUCACUGAUUGCUGGUGCCCACUGUUCUUAACUUGGUACUCCUAGAACCUCAGAAAUAAGAUGGUCAGAGCCCCAGAAGGUUGUUAUCAGUCCUGGAUAUUUACAAUCUCUCAAAGCCAGUUGAAACAUUGGACAUAAGUAGCAGUAUCUCAUGGGAUAGAGUUCUGGAGACUCAUCAAAAAUGCAAAUUCAAAUCAUAUUUUCUACUGUGAUGCAAUUUUCACUAUCUGAAUUUUAUUGCACUCAAUAAUUGAGGUUUCCAGGUGGUCAGAUAAGCCUUUGGAGCAAGAACCUUGCAGUCUAUUUAUAGUGUUCAGUGAAGGAAAGCUAGAAACAUGAGGUCUACCUCCGUUCUCUUUGAUCUUUCUAAAGAAAUUAAGGAACAUGCUUGUUAUGUGGUAGACUGGAGGUUUUGUUAGGGGGUGAAAAACAAUUUUCAUUUGGAAUCAGAAAAUUUAUGAAGUUUUGUUACUUAUUAAUUGCAACUUUCCACCUAUAGUAAGUGGCCAGUAAUAAGUUAGAAAGGACUGUGUGGUGCAUUGUGAUAUCGUCCUUUGAACUUUUCCCAAACUGAUAAAGUGACAAUGUCCUUUUCCUGUCUCUAGUGGUUUGAAGUGGAUGGCAUUGGUCACUCUGAGCCAAUUUCCACUUUCUCAGCAAUAAUUAACAUUAGAUUUCAAAUCACACGCUGUGAUAGAGAUAUAUAAAAUGAGAGUACAGCUAAGGGACAUUAUAAUAAUGGUCUAGAGGAAGCAUAAUUUUGCAUCUUAGUCAUGUCCUCAGAAUGCUUUGUGUUAAUACAAGGUGCAGAAAGUAGUAAAAUAUUCCACUGGCACUGACAUCCGUCACCUUGAAGAGCACAAGAAUGCCUCCACAUUAUACUGGAUAUUGCAAUGAACAUUUACAAAGAUUUAAAGUAUUGAGCUUAAGCAGCAAGCUACACAUCCAGCCUGGUUCAAAUUCUUGUUUAGAACUGCCAUUUCUCCAUCAUUUUGGAAGGAGAGGUGGAAAACGCUGAGCCAUAUUGGGUUUUUGUUAUCUGCGUACACAGGUGCUGUUGCUGCAGACUGUUACAGUUUUGAGAUUUCCGCAGCCAAUAGUUUGCAUUAAGCCCUGUGCCCACUGUUUGAGAUUUUACUGGGAUUGAUUGAUUUCACUUGUGUAUAUGUGAUAAUUGUAUUUGGUGAAAUGUAUACAAACUUCAGCAAA
Molecule: messenger RNA, 4613 nt
Organism: Rhincodon typus (whale shark)
Lineage: Eukaryota; Metazoa; Chordata; Chondrichthyes; Orectolobiformes; Rhincodontidae
Product: neurabin-2
Exons: 7
Coding region: 1-867 (288 amino acids)
Biological process (GO): neuron projection development; calcium-mediated signaling; actin filament organization
Cellular component (GO): postsynaptic density; actin cytoskeleton; dendrite
Molecular function (GO): actin filament binding
Source: RefSeq, a predicted model, not a curated record